AUGGCCUGCUGUGCUACUAGCUUCUGUGGCUUUCCCACUUGCUCCACUGGUGGCACCUGUGGCUCCAGCUGCUGUCAGCCUAGCUGCACCCAGUCCAGCUGCUGUCAGCCCAGCUGCACCCAGUCCAGUUGCUGUCAGCCCAGCUGCACCCAGUCCAGUUGCUGUCAGCCCAGCUGCACCCAGUCCAGCUGCUGCCAGCCCAGCUGCUGCCAGACCAGCUGUUGUCAGCCCAGCUGCUCCCAGCCCAGCUGCUGUCAGACCAGCUGCUGCCAACCCAGCUGCUGUGGAACUGGCAGUGGCCAGGAGGGUGGCAGUGGAUCCGUGAGCUGCCGCAUCAGAUGGUGCCGCCCUGACUGCCGCGUGGAGGGCACCUGCCUGCCCCCCUGCUGUGUGGUGAGCUCCACACCCCCAACCUGCUGCCAACUGCACCAUGCCCAGGCCUCCUGCUGCCGUCCAUCCUACUGUGGACAGUCCUGCUGCCGCCCAGCCUGCUGCUGCCACUGUUGUGAGCCCAGCUGCUGUAAGCCCAGCUGCUCUGAGCCCAGCUGUUAA
Apodemus sylvaticus (European woodmouse) is the source of this 552-nucleotide messenger RNA. RefSeq names its product keratin-associated protein 1-3-like. The record is from RefSeq and is a predicted model, not a curated record. Gene Ontology annotation, cellular component: keratin filament. The transcript has a single exon. Bases 1 to 552 code for a protein of 183 amino acids. Lineage: Eukaryota; Metazoa; Chordata; Mammalia; Rodentia; Muridae.